AUGCUUCCGCCUCCGCUCUCGCACCACCUAUUACUAUUCUGCAUCUACAUCGCCCUUUUCGUCCUCGCCUGCUUUGAUCUGGUGGUCUUGGUGGUCAGAAGACCUGCCGCGGUGAUGUUUCAGCGCCUCCGCGACGCCAUCGACUCUCGCAUCGCAGAGGAACAGGCACGCCAAAAGUCUGCGCAGGAAAAUAUCUCUAGAUCGAAUUCUGCUCGUCGUCCGCCUAAUAGCAGUCUCUCCCCCGGUCAACGUUCCCGCCCUCGACGCAACACAGGGACCCCUGUUCGUGGGCCUGACCCCAAAGAAUUCGAGGCUGAGUUUGCGAUCGGCGACGAUGAGGACUCGAGUCGUUCGGCUACGCCGCGUCUAGAGACGCCGGAUGAUGCUGCGGAGGGGGCUACCCCCGCGGAGACUGAGCGCAGCGAAGAUGGAGAGAAGAGUAAGACAAAGGCUCCCGCUGCCGAUACAUCCGGAAAGGAGACUCCUUCUGCAGAGAAGGCGCCAGCGAGUCAGACAACGUCCGAAUUGCCGGCAGAGGUGAGGGGAAAGCUGCGCAGGCUGGAUAAACUUGAAGCCCGAUAUCAUGAACUCCUCAAGGCGUACCGCGCGGCGCAUUCGCGUGUUCUUUCGAUCGAGCCCUUCGAAGCUGCUCUACGCGAAAACACCCCCCUCACCUCGAUUGCAGAACCGAAAGCCCUCACGGAGUACCUCAAUCAGAUGUCGCUGAAGAGCGAUAUGGUCAUUGAUGAGCUGAAGCGGGUGACGACCGACAGGGAUGACUACAAGAAGAAGCUAGAGGAGGCUCAAAAGGCUACGAAGGCUGCGCAUGACGAGUUGACCGGUCUGAAGAAGGAGAAGGAGGAAUCUUCGAAGGAGGUUAAGAAGGCGCCCGAACAAAAGGAAGAAGCCAGUGAGGAAUUUUUCUCUUUCGACAACGAGGUCCCCCGGCUCGAGGGAGAACUGAAGGAGAAGCAGGAGGAGGUCGACACGCUCAAGACCGAAGUGGACAAGCUCAAGAAGGACCUUUCUGUUGCGCGCGAGUCUACGGAAGGAAUGGUUCAAAGUCUGGAGACGUCUAGCCGGGAGCUCGUGGAGCUGCGGGAUACCAAGGAUAAACUUGAUGCCGAGAUCACGACUCUGAAGACUUCCAAGGAAACGGACGUUACGGAACUCAAGGCCAAACUUGCGGAUACCGAGUCGUCUCUGGAAAAGGCUACUGCUGAGGCAGAAAAGCUGAAGACCAAGUUGAAGGAAAAGAGCGAAGAAAUCGAAAAGUUGCAAGCCGAGGCUGCCAAGGCGGACAAGACUGAAAAGCCAGAGGUCGACCCUAAGCUACUUGAGCAGCUGGAUGAAGCGAAGAAGGCCAAGGAUGCCAGCGAGAAGAAGCUGGGUGUCGUGCAAGGCUUGGUGGAUACCUUCAAGUCGAAGCUCAAGGAGGCCGAGUCGCAGGUGUCAGACCUGAAGAAGGAGGUUGACCAAAAGUCUGAAGAUUCCUCCAAGCUCCAAAAGAUUGUCGAUUUCGUGGAGGACGGUCUGACCGGGAACACGGCUUGGAAGUCUGCCAAGGAGAGUGUUGCUGCUGGCAAGAAGGCUGAUUUCGAGGAGAUCCGCAAGAGCCUUGCUCCCGCUGAGAAGGCCGUAGAGCUAACUGCUUCUGCCCCGGCUGCCGAGGCUGAAAUCCAACCGGCUGCUAGCGGAGGAGCCGGUGGAGGCGCCGGCGGCAAGAAGAAGAAUAAAAAGAAGAAGAAGUUAGGCAAGGCCGCAGAGGAGGCAUCGAAACUGGAAGAGACGCCCGCCACAGAGCAGUCCACUAAAGAGACACCUGCUCCAGAGGUCUCCUCUGCAGCUCUUAAGGAGCUCAAGGAAAAGAUCGAGUCGUUGACCCAGCAGCUGUCCGAGAAGGAGGCAGCGAUUGACCGUCUUAGUGCAAAGCUCAAGGGCGAAGAGGAUCUGAAGGAGGAAAUUGAGUCCUUGCGUGAUGACCUCGUCACCGUCGGACAGGAGCACGUCGAAGCCAAGGACAAGAUUAAAGAGCUUUCUGCCGAGAAGUCUGCCUUGGAAGAGACCAUUGGUAAAUUGGAGAAGGAGCUGGCCGAGGUCCGCACCAGCAACGCUUCCAGCUCUGCCGAUUCUCAGAAGAUGCACAACGACCUGAAGGAUGAGUUCCAGCGUCUCAAGACUCAGUCGGCUACCCUGGAGACCGACCUUUCUGCUGCACAGCAACUGGCUGCUACACGGUUCAAGGAUCUCACCGACCUGCGAGAGACACUCCAGAAGGUCCAACCUGAGCUGCGCAACCUGCGUGCCGAAUCUUCAGAGUUGAAGACUAUCAAGGAAACUCUCGCUAGUAAGAAUGGCGAACUGAGAAACCUUGAGUCUAAAUGCGAUGACCUCCGCGCAGAACUGAAGACUGCCAAAAACAGAGUAUCCGAGCGUGAUUCGGAAGUCAGUACUUUAAACAAGAAGAUCCGCCAAGAAACGGAUAGUCGCCUCAAGGCCGAGGAGCAGCUCACGGUUGCCCAAUCUGAUCUGCGCUCUGCCGAAGCUAGAAAGCAGGACGCUAUCAACGCCAAAGACAAGACCGCGGGAGACCUCAGCAAGGCCCAGGAUGGGCUGAAGAGCUCACGCACCAAGAUUCGUGAAAUGGAGGAGCAAAUUUCCCAGUUGAGCAAGGAGGUAGAUGGUCUGAAGGAGGAGAUUCAACUGAAGACCGCACAACACGCUAGCGCGCAGAGCCUGAUGGGCAGCAUGCGUGAUCAGACUGCCGAGGUGGCCAUGCAGAUGAAGGAAGUGAAGGAGCGAUGCGAUAGCUUGGAGGAAGAAUUGGCCGAUGCUCAUCGAUUGCUGAAUGAGCGGACUCGUGAGGGUGAAACCAUGCGCCGACUGAUCAAUGAUAUUGAAAGUCGCGCCGAGGCCAAGGUGCGCGACUUUAAGGAGCGAAUGGAAGCUGCCGUCGAAGAGAGAGACCGUGCCGAAGAUGAAGCCAGUACCCAGGGCCGUCGUCGUGCCCGAGAAAUGGAAGAGUUGAAGGCCACGGUCCGCGAAGCUGAACGUGCACUCCGUACCGCCGAAGAGGACAGAGAGAACCUGGAGCAGUCUCAAAAGGACUGGCGUCGCCGUCGUGAUGAACUUGAAUCACAAUCCGAGCGCUCCACCGAGGAGCUUGCUGAGAUUCGCCAAGCCAUGUCCUCCCUCCGAGAGCAGCUUGACGAAAGCGAGAAGCAGGUUCGCGACCUCGAAAAGGAAAAGUCCGAGCUACGCCGCUCUGUCGAGGAAACUAGCAACCGACUGGAGAAGCUACGUCGAUCUCACAAGACACUGGGCGAAGAUGUGCGCCUUCGUGGAUUGGAGUCUGGUCGUCAAUCGUCACGGUCGUCUAUGGACUCCGGUUCCCGCCGGCCAAGUGGUGUCUUGUCUCCUCCUCCUCCACAGGACCGAAGCUCUUCUAGUCGGAGAAGCGAGACACCCUCUGGCACUGGAGCCAGUCCUAGCGGGUCUAUUGACUACAUGUACCUGAAGAACGUGCUUCUGCAAUUCAUGGAGCAGAAGGAUAAGAGUUAUCAGAAGCAGUUGAUCCCCGUGCUGGGGAUGCUGCUCCAUUUCGACCGUACCGACGAGCAAAAAUGGAUGUCAGCAAUCAUGUCCCGCUGA
Messenger RNA from Penicillium cataractarum, 3651 nucleotides. RefSeq names its product putative vesicle-mediated transport protein (Imh1). NCBI's taxonomy places the organism in Eukaryota, Fungi, Ascomycota, Eurotiomycetes, Eurotiales, Aspergillaceae. The coding region runs from base 1 to 3651 and encodes 1216 amino acids. The record is from RefSeq and is a predicted model, not a curated record. Gene Ontology annotation, cellular component: Golgi apparatus. The transcript has 4 exons.